AUGGCGACAAACAAGCAGCUAAUAGAUAAAUGUAAAUCAUUGUCGUCAAAAGACAUAGUUAGUUGGCUCAAGUCUGUUGACACAUGUAAUCUAAGUGUUAAAUGUGCUGAUAGUUCCUACAGAAGUAUAAUAAAAAGAACUGAAGUUAACUUCAGAAAUCUGAAAAAAUCUGAACAUAAAAGUGAGGUUCAUAGACGUGAAUUAGAAAAUUUUUUAAAUGAAGAUCUUAAAUUCCCCAAACGUUCAUCAUUUGAUAGAGUACAGAAGAAAGAUCCAGUAGCAUGUGACAACAGUUGUUCAUACGCAAAUGUGUCUUACAAUUUAGCAAGCCAACUCCACCAAGCAAAAACUGAAAAUGAACAACUAAAAAAUGAAUUAAGAUUGUUGAGAAAGUGUAAAGUGUCAAAAUCAACUGUAGAAAAUAUGAAAUCUGAACUUAAAAACCAAAACCGACAAGUAAAAAGUUUAAAAUUUAGAUUAAACAACAAAAGCGCUGAACUAAAACGUGUUAGGUUAAGGCUUGCACGUAGCCAGAAAAAAAAUGAGAAACUUAGUCAGACAGUUGUUGAGAAAGAAAUGGAGAGCAAUGAAAUAAAGCAGGUCAAUGAACAAUUGAAUGCUAGCUUUCAGGAGAAUGAAGAUGUAAUCAGAGACUUACCCUUAAAUGUACCAGCUAGUAUUAUCAACCCAGUUAUAAAGUGUGUUUUAAAUUUGAUUGAUAAACAAGUAGACAAACUCCCUACACGUACUACAGUGUUGAAUAUGAAUGUUGAACGUUUGAUAUUGUCACAAAAACAAAUGAAUGAAACUCUAAUAGAUCAACCCAACUUGACUCUGUAUACAGAUAAAACUACUAAAUUUGGUACCAAGUAUUCAGGGUAUCAUGUCUCGGACACAGAUGGAAAAACAUAUGUAUUAGGAAUGCGUGAAAUCGUCACAAAGUCAGCAGCAGACACUCUCUCAGCUUUUCAGCAGAUCUUGGGGGAUAUUGAAGAUCGGACAAAAGAAGCGAAUCAAGCUGCAAAACGUGUUUUGGCCAACAUAACAGCAACCAUGAGUGAUAGAGCUAGUACUGAAAAAAAGUUUAACAGUCUACUAGAGGAACUUCGUACGUCCAUUCUUCCUGACUUGAAUGAAAACUGGGAUGAACUGUCACCGGCUGAUCAGAUUGCGGCAAGUAGUCUGCUGAAUUUUUUCUGUGGUUUACAUGGGUUAGUACACUUUGCUGACUGUGCAAAUAAGAGUGCCGUCUCAGUGCAGAAAGGACUUCUUGAAGAGCAACUCAUCUAUGAUAAGUCAUUUCAUAAACAAAAUGAGUCUGGUGCCUCAAGACUUACAAGAACUGUUUGCAAAGCACUAGCACGUGGUGCUGAUGAAAAAAAUGGGAAAUAUAGUGAGUUUAACAUUUAUGUCAAAGACUUCCUUAAGGAAAAUAACAUGUGCUCAUUGCCACUUACGCCUUUCAAGGGAAAUAGGUUUAAUAUUCUCUUUGAGAGUUCAGCUGCAGUGUUCUUUCUACAUGAUAAAAUCAAACUCUUCUUGGAGGACAAUCAGUCGAACAAUUUACUUAAGUCAGUUUUGUAUGACUUGAAUGUUGUAGAGUAUCUAGCUGGCGUAAAGGCAUUCGGACUCAUCAGUAGGUUUGUGACAGGUCCACUUUGGUCUUUAUUAGAAGAUAGAUCAGUGCAUGUAUUUGACAUGAACGAACAUUAUGUUGAAUUUGUUAUCUUUUUAUAUGAAGCAGUUGAUAAUGUUGAUGCAUUCAUGAAAGGUGAAACUGAGCUAUUCAAUGCUGUCCAUAAAGAUGCUAUCUAUGAGUCCCUCAUUCAGGAAUGGGAACAUGACGAUCAUGUGGCUGUCUAUCUAAACAUAAUGCUCCCAGCUAUGGCAGAAUGCGCGAAGAAAAUGUAUGCUGAUCAUCUACCAGGUGGAAAAUGGGAUGAAGUCACACCUGACAUGAGACUUAAAGCAGCUUCAACGCAAAAGCACAACAAGUUCGCAGAGUCAGUGUUUGGUUACCUUGACAAUUUGCUACGUAAGAAGCCUAAUAUAAGUGUUUUGGCCAGUGAAGCAUACAUUAUGUUUACGGCUAAUAAAACGGAACAGUGGAUUGAAAGCAAGACAGAGGAAGAAAAACUAGUGCUUGUUAAUGAAGCUAUUAAGGAAAGUCAAACAGUAAAGGAAAACUUUACAAGACGAAAGGCUGAAAUUCAACAAAAGCAAAAGGAAGGAAUGGCAGAACGGGCAAGAAUGGCUGCAGAGAAGGAAGCCCGUCGAGUUCAAAAAUUGACAGAUUACACAAGUGACAUUAUUAAUUUUGGUCUAUGGCAGUCUGAGGAAGAAGUGGACAGAGAACUUGGUGAUAUUAACAGCAAAACUGUGAAGAUAAAUGCCCUUAAGGCUCAGUUAAACUUCCGGAAAAACGUUCUUAAACAAAACCCCACCUCUGAUGAUAUGAAAAAUGUGUAUCGAUUCUCAAAAAAUGAAAAUCAAAGAAACCAAAAAUUGAGUGUUGAUGAACUGGCUGUGAAUUUGAAAAAACUGGUUCAGCAUGCUUUCACUAUAGAGCCACAGAGGAAUGAUGAAGAUGAACAGCGACGGGCAUUGCUGGUUGGGAAGACUGUAAAACACAAGUUUAUUGAAGAUGGAGACGAAAAAUGGUGGAAGGGUACAGUUAUAUCACAGGUAUUCAUAAAUGAUUGGAUGUACUUUAGAAGCACACACAGUGACUGGUGACAACCAUAUCCAACUCUCAACACGUUUUUACUUUAAAAAAUAUAAUAAUAAUCUGGUUAAUUCCAUCAGAUGCAUGUUUAACACCCUAUUUCUUCCCCCCACACACUAAUUAUUUACUUUGGUAAUGGUAAUAGUUAACACUAUAUUAAAAAAUUAGAGCAAUUGCACCCAUUUGCAGUGCUUAAAAUUAUGGUUAAAUUUUUAUUAUUUUUUUUAACAAAAGUCUGGACAGACAGGUUGGAUUACUUGCUAUAAUACUCAAACAUUUAGAAUUGACUUUAUCAAAGGUACAUCAAACCUGUGUAUAAAGACCACUCAAGGCAAUAGUCAGAAGCAGUCUAUUUUGGUCAUGAUGUGUUUAUUGAUACAAUUUAGUAGACACAAAUAAAAUUUGUCAUUAAAAUUGUGUUCGUUGUAGACAGGUGGUCUUUCUUCAAAGGUGGUCUUUAAGCACAGGUAUUAACAUAUUUGACAAAGUGAAGUAUUUAUUACAGUAUCAGUAAUUUCUUUUUAAUGUACUUAUCUAAUUU
Ruditapes philippinarum (Manila clam) is the source of this 3266-nucleotide messenger RNA. RefSeq lists its product as uncharacterized. The transcript has 2 exons. Bases 1 to 2736 code for a protein of 911 amino acids. Lineage: Eukaryota; Metazoa; Mollusca; Bivalvia; Venerida; Veneridae. Gene Ontology annotation, biological process: gamete generation. Gene Ontology annotation, molecular function: 3'-5'-RNA exonuclease activity. The record is from RefSeq and is a predicted model, not a curated record.